AUGUCCACCGCUACGAUCGAUAAACCCCACCCACUCGAGUUCCUUAUUGGAACCUGGUCCGGGAAGGGCAAGGGGUUCUACCCCACGAUCCCCUCGUUCGAGUUCUUUGAAGAGGUCACUUUUGUGAAAGACCCAGCCGGUCGUCCUGUUGUUGCCUACGUCCAAAAGACCCGACGCGCCGUUGCAGGAUCAGGGUCAGGGGAGGGAUCGGAGCAUAAAGAUUUGGUGCCUGGACCACCGCUGCACGCGGAAAGCGGGUUUAUUCGUCUACCUGGUUGGUCGAACGAAAAGUGUGAACUCAUCCUGAGUCAACCUACAGGCAUCGCAAGUGUAGAAGUCGGCAGGAUUGACGGAACAUCAAUUGAUUGGACUACAUCGGGCAUCGUGCGAUCUCCUAGUGCAAAGCCACCCCACGUUACGCGGUUUACGAGGAAAUGGGUGGUGGACCUACGCAAGAAGACAUUUUCGUAUAUCUUUGCGAUGGCCACAGAGGAGACCCCAUUGCAGCCCCAUCUGGAGGUGUACCUUCGCAAGGUCGAGACACUAGCCUAA
Gamsiella multidivaricata is the source of this 552-nucleotide messenger RNA. RefSeq lists its product as uncharacterized. The transcript has 4 exons. Bases 1 to 552 code for a protein of 183 amino acids. The record is from RefSeq and is a predicted model, not a curated record. NCBI's taxonomy places the organism in Eukaryota, Fungi, Mortierellomycota, Mortierellomycetes, Mortierellales, Mortierellaceae.